AUGAAAGAUCUGGAACCAAACAAAUGGCGAUACUACGGUCCCUUCGAAGUAGUAGUGCACAACUCUCCACGGGACUGUUGGGUGUCUUUUUUGGGUAAAGUAUACAACAUAACCCCACUAAUAACGAUAUACAGUCGCGACCCAUGUAUAAAACCGCUUCUGGCGAUGGCCGGCAAAGACAUCAGCCACUGGUUCGACGAAAAAGCAGGAGACAUCCAACAUUAUAUUCACCCUGUAACCGGUAAUUUUGUGCCAUAUUUACCGUAUGGAAAAAUCCCUGAUAUAGAACCUCAGGUACCUGAUACAAGGUGGAGACCUGAGCAUAAUCCUUGGUGGAAGAAUGACCUAUAUCAAAUAGGCUUACUAACAAAACGUGCAAGACCUCUAAGAAUCAUAAACAUGUUAACCUGUAAAGAAGUUCAGAUUAACGUUUGUUGCGAAGACACAUUAAUAAGAAUAGCGGAAAGAUAUUCGAUAUUUAAUAAAGAUACAGACAGCUACCUUUGGAGGUAUGAUGGUAAAGUGGUAAACAUGUACAAAACCCUGGAGGAAAACGGAAUUCUAGACGAAAGAGAUCGAUUUUGUGAGUUGGGAAUUCCAGCGAACUUUUAUAUCCCCGCCAUUCUCCUAUACUUCACGGAUGAUUUUAACCACUUAGAGGACGAUUUAGAUGAUGAGGAUGAGUGCGAGAUUUUCCAAAAAUCAAUAACCGUUGAUUUGACUCCAAAAGAAAUUUCAGCACCAGAUUAUUUGUCUACGAUCGAUAUGGAAGUUGCGGAAGAAGGAUAUAAGGAUGAUGAUAAUGAUUUGUUGUACUUUCGACAAGCGAUUAUGGACCUACCACCUAUUCAUACGAAUGUAAUUAGAGAACUUUUACAAAGUACCACUAUAAACAACCGGAAAUACCAGCAGAAAUAGUAACAACUUAUCUUCAAGAAAUUGAAGAAAUACCUAAAACAGAGCCAUCAGAACAUGAAGAAGAACUUACAGAAAAAACUGUAGAUCAAACGGAAUAUUCCGGUGUGGCAACUCAGGAUCAAUCUGAAGCAGAAGCUGAAGAAAAAACAGAUGUUGAAGAAGAAAACGCAACUGAAACUAUAGAUGAACCAUCAGCUGUGCCCGAACCAUCAGCUGUGUCCGAACCAUCAGCUGUGCCUGAAGAAGUCGUCUCAGAACCAGCUGCAACUGUGGUUGAAGCUGAAGUUACAGUUGAAGCUCCUAUUGAAGAAGCACUGGCUGCAUCGGAAGCUGAAGCACCGGCUGCAUCGGAAGCUGAAGCACCGGCUGCAUCGGAAGAUGAAGCACCACCUCAAGCUGAAGUACCUUUGGAAGCGGAAGAACAUGAUGAAGCUAUUGCUGAAAGUCCAGAAGAAGUAGUAUGAAC
Molecule: messenger RNA, 1384 nt
Organism: Brassicogethes aeneus
Lineage: Eukaryota; Metazoa; Arthropoda; Insecta; Coleoptera; Nitidulidae
Source: the annotation of a GenBank genome assembly